CUCCUCAAACUGCCGCCAACCAUCACCAUCUCUUCCCAUAAUAUCAAAUCACCGCUGAAGGAAAAAAAGGAAGUAAGCGAGACCGAUAGGACUGAGUAACAUGGAUCCGACGACAGAUAAGAGCCGAGCCCCUCGCUCCGAUUUUUACAGCGAAAUCGAUGUCAAGACGAAGCAUCCUGACAACGAAGUCGAUCACCGACCGAAUGGUGGUCCCCUUUUAAAACUGUUGUGGUCCGAAGAACCACUCACAGGUCAAACCCUAUUUUUGGGUGGGGAGGUUGGCAGCGACGGCAAGAUUUAUUGCAUACCUGGCCAUUCGCCCCGGGUAUUGGUGAUCGAUCCGGAAACCGAUGACGUGACACUGAUUGGUUCAAAAGAAUUGGUUUCCAACGGCACCAAGUUCAAGUGGCUGAGGGGCAUCCCGAUUGGGGACGUCAUUUAUGGUCUUCCCUGUCAUGCUUCCGAGGUACUCCGCAUCCACGUCCCGACUCAAACCAUUACCAAGAUACCAAUUCCAUACGAAACAUUCUACGAGGACCCGGCCGUCGCCAAACAGCAACGCAAGAUGAUCUGGAAAUACCACGGUGGGAACAUAUGCCACGAUGGCUGUAUCUAUGCUGUGCCACAAUCUGCCCUGCACGUCCUGAAAAUCGACCCAGAGACGGACACCUGCAGCCUCGUAGGCCCAGAGCUGCCCGGAAAGUAUAAGUGGUACGGUGGGGUAGAAUCCGGGGGUAGCAUCUACUGCGUCCCCCAAAAUAGCCCGCACGUCCUGCGGAUCAGCCCAGAGGCCAUCACGCUGCACGGCGACUACGGCGAGGGAGGACACAAGUGGCACGGCGCCGCAGCGGCGGACGAUGGAACGAUCGUGUGUAUCCCGAACAACGUUGACACCGUCCUCCUCGUCAAACCAGGGGAAGGCGAUGACGGUCCUACCCUGACCGAAAUCGGUGACGGGAGCUUCAUCCAGACAGGGCGACACCGGUCCGAUGGAAAGUAUAAGUACCUGGGGGCCAUGACCGGCACGAAUGGAAAAGUGUACAUCUUCCCGAGCGGCAGCGAGCAAGUUCUAGAGGUAGAUACGGCAAGAAAUAUUGCGCGCAACGUUGGUCCGAAUCUGAGGGACUCUGGCAUGGAGCGAAUAUUCCAGAACAAGUGGCAGAACGGGCUCACAAACCCACACGACAAGUGUGUAUAUGCGAUUCCGCUAUCYGGCGAGACGCUGCUGCGGAUCGACUGUAGCAACGACAGGGACGCCGGCGGGGACGGCGACGUCGAGGUGACGACUUGGCCGCUUCCCAGUCCGUUUGAAACGCUAGACAAAUGGGAGGGGGGAGUGAUCUGCGCCAAUGGGCUGAUGUACACCAUGCCCAACAACUGCAAGGCGGUUCUGAAGAUCCAGCCGUGCAACUGGAAACCAGACAACGAGUAACAAACAGCAGAUCGAUCAUCCGCUAAUUAAUAGAUACCUACAUC
This is a messenger RNA of Pseudo-nitzschia multistriata, 1476 nucleotides long. NCBI's taxonomy places the organism in Eukaryota, Bacillariophyta, Bacillariophyceae, Bacillariales, Bacillariaceae. The record is from the annotation of a GenBank genome assembly.